Messenger RNA from Erigeron canadensis, 1591 nucleotides. RefSeq lists its product as uncharacterized. The transcript has 5 exons. The record is from RefSeq and is a predicted model, not a curated record. Bases 122 to 1456 code for a protein of 444 amino acids. Lineage: Eukaryota; Viridiplantae; Streptophyta; Magnoliopsida; Asterales; Asteraceae.
UUGGGAUGAUAUGCACUCGUAUAUGCUCAUGAUAAUAGUAGGUGAAAACGGAAGGUGGUAAUUUUCUUAUGACAAAUUUUAAAAAAAAAAUCAGAGACAAUGAUAAAAUGUUACUCCAUGGAUGAGUAGAGAUGCACACAAUUUCCACCAUUUCCCGCCACAACGGAUAAUCAAAAACAUGACUUAUCAUCGUAGUUCCAAAACCACCAGAUCUCAAAACCUUCAUCCGUCAAUGGCGAAACUUCAGUUGAAGCUCGCACGCAUCAUUUCUCGUCAAGAUCAGCUCAAAAUUUCAUUCAAUCACCUCAAAUCUCAAAUCAAAUUCGGUUUACUCGAGGCUGAAGAUGUAUUCAGUUCGUUGGCGGUUCCGUUGAUAAAACUAGUAGGUUUGAAAACCGCUGAAAUGGCGGAAGAAGGACGAUCAAGCACUAUUUGUAUGAAGAUCAGCUCGCCGCCUCAAAGUGAAUUUGAAGAUAUGACUAGAGUGGACAUGCGUACGUCAUUGUCACCUGCUGAGAGGGAAUCUGAUAUUCGUAGAUUGGAGGAAGACUAUGCAAAUAGUGCGCUCAUGGCAGGGAAAGAGCUCAUCCUCAAACAAAAAUCACAGCUUAUACAACUAGUUCAGCUUCUCAAACAAGUUGAGAGUUGUGUCAAUUCAAGUCAGAAAAACAUGUUUCAGACCAUUGAUGACCACAGGGACCAUAUCCACACUUUUUUUAAACAAGUUGUCACUUAUGUAUCUGUUAUUCAACAAUCAAGCCAUGAUGGUCAAGCGUUUAAUAUUACACUUAAGGUCCUAAAAGCUAUUUAUGAUCAUGUCUGUAACGUUCUCAGCUCGGUGGAGGGUGGGGUGGACAAUCUCAUCAACAAGUUAACUGAACAAAUGUGUCAGCCGAUGAUUGAGUAUGUUAAAACCUUUAAGUCUGAAAUGACAACUGGCACAUGCCCUCGUUUAUUGGUUGCAUUGGAGGAUAUGAGAGGAGUGGCAAGGGAUGGGAGAGUGGAAUUGGAACAAGCAAGAAAACAAGUUAAAGUUGCAGAAGAAAGGAAGCUUGAAGCAUUGAGCAUGCUGAAAGAAUCAGAAGAACGCAUAAAGAAAAUGAAACAGUACUUGAAUUUGUUCAUCAAUGACAAAAAGGAAUCUGCUACUCAUUCUGCCGAGAACAAAUUAUUAACACCUCCGGAGGAUCAAACUAAAGAGGACAAAUUGCUAUGGGAACUACUGAAAAAGAAACGUAUACGCCAACAACCUGAGAGCCCAUUCGGACCAAAAGAACUUCUUCCAUUAGGAACCAGUACCAAACACCACAAACCAACAAGGGGAAAACAAUCCAUCACUCUCAUACCUAAAACAAGAGCCUACGGGAAAGUGAAUACACACUCCUUGAAGUCCUUCCUCCCAUUGGGCUCAUCUCCUCCUGUAACUAAAAACCAAGUUUCCCUGUAUAAAAGGUAAAUCUCUUAUUUUAUGCAAGGUUACAAGUGAAUAGAGCAAGUUUGAAAAUAUGAAAUCAUGUUUUUUAGUUGCUACCAAUGAACUAUAAUUUCAUAGUUUUUUUAUGAUAAUGAUGGAUGAAUGCUUGGAUUUGUA